Toxorhynchites rutilus septentrionalis is the source of this 1813-nucleotide messenger RNA. RefSeq names its product glutathione S-transferase C-terminal domain-containing protein homolog. The coding region runs from base 1 to 1782 and encodes 593 amino acids. The record is from RefSeq and is a predicted model, not a curated record. The transcript is spliced from 2 exons. NCBI's taxonomy places the organism in Eukaryota, Metazoa, Arthropoda, Insecta, Diptera, Culicidae.
AUGAUCAAGCUAUAUUUAGAGUGCUUCACCAAAUCUAGCUCCGAGGAUAGAUUAACGGUGAAAGUGUCCCUUGAAAGCUACAUUGUUUUAGUUCUUUGUAAAUACUUAAGUCAACCCGAGAUUGGUGUGGAGGUGCAAAUUAAUUUUGUUCAAAGCAAAAUUGAAUCUAUGGAUAGCUCUCACACCAUUGUAGUAAAUCUUCAAAAGCUAGGAAUUGAAUUUUACGAACAAGAACAUUGGCCAUACUUCGCAAAUUUCUGUCAGUUACCUACGCUCACAUGCAACGCGUGGGUUAUUUCCGGUCUUUGCGGAAUUUGUCGUCGCGUGACGAAGAGUCACAUUGAGCUGUCAAAGAAUCCCAAGCGUAUCCUUGGCUUUAAGGGAAAUACUCUGCUGGCCCCUGCUGAAAUAUCAAUCUGGACUAAAUUUUGUGAGGUGGACAUCGAAAAAUGUGUUCGUGUCGUUUUGGAAAUGGAACGAACUUCAUCCUGCACUCUUCCAGAAGACCUUGGAAAACUAGAAAGUCAUCUAGCGCAACCCCUUAAGGUGCACAACAUAUACAAACUGAUUAAUAAUGUGCACAAUGUAAAGAUUUCGUCGAAUCAAGAAUAUCUAAAAUUGGAAAACGACGCCGAACGUUUCGAUUUCUACGCCAACCACAAAUUUGUGGAAGGUUACGAAAAAACGCUGGCCGAUAUAAUGCUGUACAUUUGUGUGAACAUCAUAAUGAAGCGGAUUCCAUUGGAAAAACUCGAAAAGAAACUACCGAAACUAGUAAGUUGGUAUAAUCUAGUUACAGCGGAUGACGACUUCGAUUUAGAAAACGCAUGCAAUGACCUACUCUCCGAGGGCCAGUCCAACUUGGAGGCGCUGCUGUUGGACCAGCUGGAAGUGCUCGUUCCGGAGAGCUAUAGUCUGUAUAAGGCAGACACGAAGAAGAUGAAUUUACUGGGCGAGAAAAUACUCACAACGAACCAGGCGGAGGUACUUGGCAUCCUAGACAAAGUCAAAUGUCUUAAGUUGGACAUCGGUAGCGCCCCGGGUGAUAGAGAUAGCAACCUUUUUGACUGGGAUGAUGUGCCAAUAGACGCAAAACCAGAAGGUGGAAAACUGCCAAACAAACGCGUCCAGCGCAAGAAGCAUCAGCUGGAGUGUCUCGCGAAUGAGGUGAUAACGCUGGCCCGCCCGGGAGAUGUAAUCGUUGAUUUUUGUUCGGGCACUGGACACUUGGGGAUACUGCUAGCGUACCUUCUGCCCGAGUGUACAAUCUAUCUGCUCGAGAACAAGGAAGAAUCCCAACAGCUGGCAACGGAACGAGUGAAGCGACUGGGGCUGACAAAUGUUGUUUAUUUGCAGUGCAAUUUGGACUACUUCGAGGCCAAUUUCGACAUCGGAGUAUCGCUACACGCUUGUGGCGUUGCCACCGAUAUUGUGCUGGAAAAAUGCUUCAAUCGAAAUGCGAACUUUGUGUGCUGCCCCUGCUGCUAUGGUAAGCUGUACGAGUUUGAUCGAGUAAGGUACCCUAGGAGCAAGGUUUUCCAACAGUCGAAUUUGCUACUCAAGGAGUAUUUGUGCAUUGCGCACUGUGCAGAUCAAACACAUGAUUUGGAUAACGACAGAACCAACGUUGAAAAAUCUCACCAAGGUUUUUACUGCAUGGAUGUGAUAGACAAGGAUCGUGCAUUGCGGGCGGAAGAAUUCGGUUACACGGUGAAGCAGAAACGUUUGAAUCCGGAGAAUUGUACCCCUAAAAACAGAAUCCUGGUUGGACGCCGUAAGUAAUUAGACAAUGAAUAAAACAUGGUUUCUUGAA